This is a messenger RNA of Nycticebus coucang (slow loris), 1059 nucleotides long. RefSeq names its product testis expressed 12 (gene TEX12). The transcript has 5 exons. The record is from RefSeq and is a predicted model, not a curated record. Gene Ontology annotation, biological process: synaptonemal complex assembly. Gene Ontology annotation, cellular component: central element. NCBI's taxonomy places the organism in Eukaryota, Metazoa, Chordata, Mammalia, Primates, Lorisidae. Bases 86 to 457 code for a protein of 123 amino acids.
GCUUGCCGGCCUCUUCCCGCGCUUUAGCUGAGGAGCAAGGUCCGUCGCGGUGAAGCAGACUGGUCUUGGGGUGCGGCCGAAGAAUAUGAUGGCAAACCACCUUGUAAAAUCUGAUACUAGAAAUUGCAAGAGGCCAAGAGAAUCUGAGCUGCAGGUGCCAGAUAGUCCACAGCUGUCUUCUGCAGGAAAAUCAGAUUCAUCUGUUUCUGAAAGUUCUGGACUAUUUUAUAAUGAUGAAUCACUGGAGAAAGAUUUGAAUGAUAUGAGCAAGGAAAUUAAUCUAAUGUUGUCUACAUAUGCAAAGAUCUUAAGGCAAAGAGCAGCAGUAGAUGCAUCUUACAUUGGCGAGAUAGACGGACUCUUCAAAGAAGCCAACACUAUUGAAAACUUCCUCAUACAAAAAAGAGAGCUCCUGAGACAGAGGUUUACAGUGAUUGCAAACACACUGCACAGAUAAAAUGUGUACCUAAAAUAAGCUGAGAAUUUAAACUUACUGUUGUAAUGGAAAAAUGACAUUUAUUCUUUGAAAGCUUUCUAGUUAAUGACAAUAUACAUCUUAAACAGAGAAGGGGAAAUUCGAAUUUCUUUUCUAGAUUUAAAAGGGGCUGUAAGCUGUUCAUUAAUAUGAACUAUGUCACUUUUCUUUUGAGGGUCAAAUAAUUGGCACAUUUUAUAUACGUAGCAGUUUAAAUUAUUUAAAUCCUAUGAGGAUUCUUUUUUUUCUUAAACUUCCUAGACUUUCAUAAAUGUCUAGAAGAUGGCUCAGUUAAUUUAUAAUGUUUAAUAAUAUUGUACUUUUUAUUUUAGAAUAUUUUGUUUAAAUAGGAGAUUAUUUUGAAGACAGUUUUAAAAUGUUUUUCAUGGUUAGUAGUUUUAUAAAAGAACCUUAAAACCUGAAAGGUAAUUUGUCCAGUUUCUUAAUAUAUAAUAAAACAGAACUGUGUACUCUUUAUUUUUAAUAUUAACAAUUUGAUUAUUUUCUUUCUUGGUUAUUAUAUAUGGCUAAUACAAACUCUUGGCAUAACAUUUUUUUUUAAGUCAUAAAAGUAGUAAAAUAAA